Molecule: messenger RNA, 375 nt
Organism: Achroia grisella
Lineage: Eukaryota; Metazoa; Arthropoda; Insecta; Lepidoptera; Pyralidae
Product: G-protein coupled receptor GRL101-like
Exons: 4
Coding region: 106-375 (89 amino acids)
Molecular function (GO): protein binding
Source: RefSeq, a predicted model, not a curated record
AGAGUGAUGUCGUGAUAUAUUGUUAAUAAUAGAUUCAUGUAGUCAAUAUUGUUAAUUAUUUAUGAUAAUUAAUACGAUUAUAGAUUUUUUAAUACAGUUAUUACAAUGUUUUUGUGUUUAUUCAUAUUUUUACUCUAUGGCACUCCUUCAAUUCUCACAGAAGUAACCACCGACCAAAGACAUUUGGACAGAUAUCUACUGAAAUUUGAGGAGGCAGUUCUUAAUAGAGACAAAAGGGCGACAUGUCGGCCCAAUCAAUGGAGAUGCCGGGAUGGUACUUGCAUCGGUUUCGACGGUAUGUGUGACGGUAUCGUGAACUGUCCGGACGGUAGCGACGAGACGCACUCUCUCUGUAGAAACAGUCGGUUAGUAUAG